This is a messenger RNA of Varroa destructor (honeybee mite), 3633 nucleotides long. RefSeq lists its product as uncharacterized. NCBI's taxonomy places the organism in Eukaryota, Metazoa, Arthropoda, Arachnida, Mesostigmata, Varroidae. The record is from RefSeq and is a predicted model, not a curated record.
UUCACAAAACUCAAACGCAACUACGCUCGCAAUCGUUCGUACCAGUCUAAGAGCGCCGCCGCCGCCAGUGCUUGGAGUGAAGUGUUUUCCCAUGAAGGCUCCACUGCCUUGCCAACGGUCUCAUGCACGGAGGAUUUAAGUGAGCAGACGAUAGGCCUAUUGCGACAAUAUUGUGUCAUUACACAUCCCGGCGCGCAAUGCUCAUAGAAAGGGACAGCCAAACAAAGCCUAUUAGUGCUUUUGAGAGGCGUCUCACAGAGAGUUUCUGUCGGUUGGCGUGUAAAACAGGAAGUAUCAUGCGACUUGAAUUCUAACCUGUGCCGCGCCACUCAUAUGCCUUCGUCACGUAUGACUAAGGAUCAGUUACGCGAUGCGCUGGCCGAUGUUGGUGUCAAGACUGGUUCGAAGAUGAAAAAAGCCGAACUGGUAAAACUAUAUCGAGAAAAAAUACUUGAUCAACAGGUAUCGACAGUAUCUCCAAACGAUUCGCUUAUCGGUGGUUUCAGUUCGGACGAGGAGGAACCCGUGGCUCUAGACACUUCACAUAUCACUAGCGCAACCAACGUGAAACAUCUGACGAACGACGAGAUAUUCUACAAACUUAAGGAGCUCGGUGAGCAUGUCGGUCCCAUCCUUGACUCUACGCGGUCUAUCUACGAGCGAAAGUUGAUUCGUCUUCUUGGCGGUGACGAAGCUGAUGGCGACAACUACGACAAGGGCAUCUCGAGCUUCUCAGCCGAUGAAGAGGACGAGGCCGACAAGGACGAAACAGAUGAGUACGAUGUUGUUGGAGCUACAAGCGACAACACCGAACACUUCAAAAAUAGCGGCUUCUCGGAGAAGAUAGUUGACGAUAACGGUUUUUCAAACACAUUGUCGAGAGAACACGAAAAAAUACAAAUACAAGACGACGGAAGUAUCGUACGAACACGUCGGCACCAUACGAUCAAGUCCUACACAAACGAAAGUCAUACGGCUAACGGCAAAUCAUUUGUGCCUCCACCUCCGAAGAAGCAUAAUUUACCUAUCGUUGCAGGGGUAGCACUUCUUGUUCUCGCUGUUAUUGCCGUACUCAUUUGCCCUAUCUGUCUUUAUAGGGUAAACCUAGAAUCCGGUAAACCCUUUGCCGCGGUUCCUAGCUCUGGAUCGGCUCCCCCCGCUGAAAACGUCCCUACAAGUUCAAAAACCGUCGUCAUCGGUAGCGGCAUAAAUGGAUCCCCGAAGUAAUGGGGUUGGCAGUAGUCGCAACAGGGACUACUCCACCUUACAAUUUCGACCCACUGGUUUUUACUGGUAGAAAAUUCAGUUAUGUGACUGUCUAAACAGUAGAAAUUCAAUAAAUGAAAACAAAUUUAAACAACAACUGUUUCCCAAGGAAAAUCCGUUUAUGAAGCAUGAACGAAACCAUUCAGUUUAGCCAUUACCCUUCAUGACAUCAUGUGACAAAUAUUACCUACACUUGCUUCAUAUUAACCAUCUAUAUCGAAUGCACAUAAAACUAACAAUAGACUUUAUAUUAACAGAAUUCAUGUAAUGCAUCGUAUGUACGCCUACACACACACACACGAGACUAGCACAUGAAAAUGCACUGAACUUUCCUAUACUUCAUCUCAACAGAUAACUGUUAGUAUGCAUAUAUAUAUAUAUAUAUAUAAUUUUUUUCUGCAUUUUAUAUAUGUAUAUAUAUAUAUAUAUACAUAUAUAUAAUGCAGAAAAAAAAAAUUAAUUCUAAACAACUGUAGCAUACCAAAUAAACGUUUAUUUUAAGAUUGGAUCAUUGGUCGGCAAAUCAGCUCUGCUGUACUUGUGUCUUAGAUGAAGGGCCGUGCAUAGCAUAGUGCCCCUCCGCCGAGGGAAAUUUGGAAAACCAAUCGCAACGCUAUCAUACGUGACCGUAUUAUUAUCCUACAACUAUUAUUAUGAUUACUUUUAGCAUAAGUAUGUAGGCACAUGUAUCACAGAUGAACGUUUAAGUGGUAAGUGAACUUCACCUCAUGUUCUCUCAUACACUUGCAUAUAUUAUUACCCUUGCUAUUCUUAUAAGUUAUUAUUGUCUUUAUAAACUGACGCUCCUCCUGUUGUUCUUAUUGCAUGCACGAACAUCAAACUUAUACGACAAUAUCAUCAUUUGGUCUAGAGAUUAGGCUAGUGCCGCUAUUGUGCCUAGCCGUAACUGUUAUUUUCAUGACGAUAAUUAGUAUAAAAUGUUACGCAGAAAACAAAAAAUCUUCUUAACAUAAAAAAGAAUAUAUAUAUAAAAACACACACCGGUAAGCGGACAAAAGCAAAAGAACUAUAUACCAGAACAUUCGGGGAAGUGGAUUUGGGGUCGAACGGCGAAAAUAAAGCAGGACUAUAUGAACAGACACAGGCAAGCCAAUGAUGUGAAUAUCCCUUCCACCUUACACAUUAUAUAUAUAAACGUAUAUAUAUAUAUAUUUGAAAAAAUAUAGUGCGUUCUCACCAUGUAAUAUUUGAUCGUCGUGCCACAUUUCUCGACUCAGGUCCAGCUACCCGAGUGCUCCGUGUAUAUAUCUGACUCAUAUGUUGUAUGUAUGUUGCUAAAUGACAAAAGAAGAAAAUGUAAUAGGAAAUAGAAAUUAAAUAAAUAUGAGCAAGAAGUACUCAGACCUUCCUAAAUACUUUAGCUCUUCUUUUAACUGCUUAAGCACUAACAAUCAAACUGAGGGACUGUAAUCUAAUUUGUGCUGCUAAAAUAUGUGCAGUGUACACCUGCUUCUUUAUACAAUACAGCGCUUGCACUCACGUAAUUCGCUGAUACAAAUCCUUCAAUAGAAAGAUUACAUAAAGCAUGUUUUUGCCUGAUGUUCUGCCCGUUGGGCUCGUGAAUGUAAGGAUUAUAGAACUGCUGUAAAAUAAAUUUUUAUAUAAAGGUCAUUUUAUCGUAUAGUUCAUUAAAAAACGUCCUUGCUAAAUGUGAAUCUUAGCGUAUGUAUCUCUUUAGCAACUUCAACACUGUCCAUAGGAAACCAUGCUGCUAAAUAGAAUAUGUAAUAUUAAUACACUAAAUUUUAGCCAAGCCAGCGACUCGACAAAUCACGCCAUUGUGGUAGUUCAGAUGGGCAAGUUGCCGUCUAUGACUGAGUUGCCGUUCACCUGAGUUCCCCUGUACGACACAUAAGCGCCACCAAAUUUAGUCCUGUGGACUUGUGGAAGAAAGCAAUUCGUCAAAAAAUACAUUUUGCUUAAUAUGUUGGGUUGCGGAAAAAGUCUUAACGGUUUUACUAGCUUUAAAAUAACAUAUCUCAGCUAUAUGAGUCGCCUCGCUUCCGAUUGAAUUUGGCAGCAGUAGAUAUGCUAAAAUUAUUGGAACACCUUAGGAAUAAAGGUGUUAGGAAUACAAUACACAUUAGGAAUAAAUGUGGAGCGCCUUUAGCUUAGUGAAAUUUCUGCAAAAAAAAACCGCUAUAUUUUACAAUUUGGUUACAAUAAAGGUACAAAUGCCGCCUAGGCCUAUAAAAAAUUUUGCUGUUUGUACUACAGAUGCGUUAUCGAAAGAAAUGACCCAAAAAUAAUUAUCUUGUCGUUGUUCUUGAAAUUUUUAUGUGAAAGAGACUCUUUGUAGUUGUCGACCAACUACGUAAAUAGUUGAUGAAAUCAUUGAACAGUUGA